AUGAAGUUCACUCUCCUCCCUCUUAUGCUGGCUCCAUUGGCCUCAGCCCACUUCCACCUCCAGUAUCCCAUCUCCCGCGGCUUCGAUGAAGAUACCAUGCCAAACUUCCCCUGCGGUGGAAUGGCCCAAUCAUCCAACCGCACCCAGCUUCCUAUCUCCGGCUCCUUCCCAGUCGCCCUGAAAAUGGGCCACGUCCAGACUGCCGUCGAGGUCCUAAUUGCUCUCGGAAGUGACCCGGCAACCAACUACAAUGUCACUCUCGUGCCGACUUUCCAGAUCAAUGGUCUCGGUGCUUUCUGUCUUCCGCAUGUUGAUUUCAGCACAGCGCUGCUUGGUGUCAACAUUACCGAUGGCAUGAAUGCUACUAUUCAGGUCCAGAGCAACGGAGACCCGACUGGUGGACUUUACGCAUGCGCCGAUGUUCAAUUCUCUUCUUCCACUACCUAUAGCGAGCCCUCGUCUUGUACCAACAAUACAAAUGUCGUGGCUUCUGCCUUUGCUGGUGAAGCUGCGAGGCGCAAUGCCAAUGAGUCUACCGGUACGGGCGAGGCUCAGAGCUCGUCUGGUAGCAGCACCACUUCUGCUUCCAGCUCGACGUCGACAUCGACUUCUAAGGGUGCUGCUGUUCCGAUGCAGACCGCUGCUUGGGGCAUCCUCGGUGUUGCUUUCGCCGGUGGUCUAGCUGUGCUGUAA
Messenger RNA from Penicillium atrosanguineum, 693 nucleotides. Its product is annotated as putative GPI anchored protein. Bases 1 to 693 code for a protein of 230 amino acids. NCBI's taxonomy places the organism in Eukaryota, Fungi, Ascomycota, Eurotiomycetes, Eurotiales, Aspergillaceae. The transcript has 2 exons. The record is from RefSeq and is a predicted model, not a curated record.